Messenger RNA from Ziziphus jujuba (common jujube), 1761 nucleotides. RefSeq names its product glutamate--cysteine ligase, chloroplastic-like. The record is from RefSeq and is a predicted model, not a curated record. Gene Ontology annotation, molecular function: glutamate-cysteine ligase activity. Gene Ontology annotation, biological process: glutathione biosynthetic process; modified amino acid biosynthetic process. Bases 71 to 1492 code for a protein of 473 amino acids. The transcript has 15 exons. NCBI's taxonomy places the organism in Eukaryota, Viridiplantae, Streptophyta, Magnoliopsida, Rosales, Rhamnaceae.
UUUCUACACCUACAUUGCAGGUUUUAUCCUGAGAAAUUCAAAGCUAUAAAUCUUCAAAACAAAGAAGAAAAUGGGUAGGGAGACAAAUGUCCAAAGCAAAGAAGAAAAUAUUAAUGGAGGAGGAUUUUUUGACAAAUAUUCGACCACUGUCACUGAUUUCGCAGCAGCUCCCACUAAACCACUCACAAAACAAGAUCUCAUUAAUUACUUUGUCUCCGGAUGCAAGCCCAAGGAUCAAUGGAGAAUAGGUACAGAGCAUGAGAAGUUUGGUUUUGAAGUGGAAACUUUACGUCCUAUCAAAUAUGACCAAAUAAAAGAAUUGCUAUAUGGUAUUGCUGAGAGAUUUGGCUGGGAUCCUAUUAUAGAUGGUGGCAACAUUUUUGCACUCAAAAAGGGUCAACAAUGCAUAUCACUAGAGGCUGGUGGUCAAAUUGAGUUUGGAGGUGCACCUGUUGAAACUCUGCAUCAAGCUUUCGCUGAGAUUGAUACACACAUCUAUCAAGUUAAAGAGGUGGCAAAAGACAUGGGAAUUGGAUUUUUAGGGAUAGGUUACAACCCCAAAUGGAAGUAUGAAGAAAUACCUAAAAUUCCCAAGGAACGAUAUGAGGUUAUGAGGCGCUUCUUCCCUAAAGUUGGAACGCUUGGAAACGAUAUGUUAGACCGUACCUGCAGUAUCCAAGUUAAUUUGGACUACGGUUCUGAAGCUGACAUGAUCAAGAAACUUCGUGCUAGUCUUGCGUUGCAGCCUAUAGCAACUGCUUUAUUUGCAAAUUCACCAUUCACCGAGGGCAAGCCAAAUGGUUAUCUCAGCAAAAGAAGCAAGAUUUGGACUGAAACUGAUGAUUCUCGCACAGGCCUGCUUCCUUUUGUUUUUGAUGAGUCAUUUGGAUUUGAGAAGUUUGUGGAUUAUGCACUUGAUGUUCCAAUGAUCUAUGUUCGUAGGAAAAAUAACCAUAUUUUAUGCGAUGGAAAAACAUUCCGGGAUUUCAUGGAAGGAAAACUUGAUUGUUUGCCUGGUGAAUUUCCAACCAUCAAUGAUUGGAAUUACCAUUUGGGAACAAUAUAUACUGAGGUUAGGUUUAGGAGAUACCUGGAGAUGAGAGGUGCUGAUGCAGGGCCAAUAAGCUUUUUAUAUGCUUUGCCAGCUUUUUGGGUGGGUUUACUAUACGAUGAAACCUCACUGCAAAAUGUUGUGGACAUGAUAGCUGAUUGGACCCAGGAAGAAAGGCAGAUGUUGAGGGUUGAGGUGCCUAGGACUGGUUUAAAGACUCCAUUUAGAGGUGGAUUGCUAAGGGAGGUUGCUGAAGUUAUUGUUAAGUGGGCAAAGGAAGGCUUGAAAAGAAGAGGAUUAAAGGAAUCAAUGUUCCUAGAUGAGAUUGAAGAAAUUGCAAAAACAGGUGAAACAAGGGCCGAGAAGCUUUUGAAAAUGUAUCAUGGAAAAUGGGAAGAAAAUGUUGAUAAGGUAUAUGAACAUGAGGAACUACUCUAUUGAUGAUUUAUCAAUUAUUUCUCUGUAUUUUAUACGAUGGGAAAAAACAGUAGCUUAUAAAAUAAUAUUGCAAAUGACGACUUAUGUAAAAGUGAACUCUUUGAAGAGCAACACGGUCAACUAUUAAGUUAGAAAUAUGUCAUUGAGCUAAAUAUUUGCUGGAGUUGGUCCAUAUGGACGACGGCACAAUAAAUGUGUUUGUUAGUUGUACGCAAAUUGAGUUUUAUCUCUUUGGUUAUGUAUUUUUGUUUACAGUAAUAGAGGAAUUUUCA